AUGCGCGCGGUGGCGGAAGUGUCUACUCGGACCCCCGCGCCUGCGCGGGACUUUGAUAUCGCGCCCGACACGACGGAUGUCAUUUAUGCAGAGGACGAGGAGGUGUUCCGGGAAACUGCCGUGCGUGAGCUGCUGAAGGUCGGCUUCCUCAGGUUUGAGAGGAUGUUGCAAGCACGGCCCGCAGAUGUGUGGGCUAAAGCAGAGAACGGCCUCGGAGCUUUGGAUCACCUUGCCAGGUUGCAGAACGAGGGGCACAUCACCAAGCCGCUCUUGGUUUUGCUGGAUGUGCGGAUGCCGGGAAUGGACGGCAGAGAAUGCGCGCUUCAAAUCCAGGAGCUCGUCAAAAAGAAGCUUCUACGGCGAGAGCCCUACGUUGUGUGCAUCUCCUCCAUUGCUAGACAGGUGCAGGUGGACGAGGGAGGUGGCAACUUUCAGAUUGUGCUACCCAAGCCCAUCAAUGCACAGUUCAUUGAGGAUGCCUUUGAUCUCCUCAGGAAGUGGUGGACGUUAGGUUGCAGUCGGGAGUUGCCAGCCUGGAAAAGCUUCCAGGCAGACCAACUUGACGUGAUAGCUGCCGACGAAGAGCCUGUCUGCCGUAUGGCCUCUCAAAUGGCAUUCAUCCAGGCGGGCGUGAGCCAGGAUGCCAUCAUCGAAGUGGAGGCUGAGGAGGAGUUGAUGCAGCAGCUUGUUGAGCUGCAGGCGGGGGACCAGAGUCGCCCGGUGAUCAUCCUCCUCGGACAGGAGGCCUGGGCGCAGAGUGUUGCAGACUGGGUGGAGGACAGCGUGCUGCCCCGCCAUUCAGCGCAUCCCGUUCGUGAUUUGCACGUCCGCUCAGAGCUCAGAGAAGUGAGCGAGGUGGAUAGCGACCGCAUCGGCGCGUCCUCUGCAUCUUCCCUCUUCCACGCCCUGCUUCCGCGGACCUUCACGCAGCAGGACGUCAGAUGGAGCCUGGAAUACUGCAGGCUUUGGUGGCUUACUCGGUGCGUGGGGCCGUACGAGAAGCCCUCUGGAGAGGUGCCCCGGAACGUGCACUCGGGGCUUGGGGUCCGGGUUUGGGCUUGA
Messenger RNA from Symbiodinium natans, 1062 nucleotides. NCBI's taxonomy places the organism in Eukaryota, Dinophyceae, Suessiales, Symbiodiniaceae. The record is from the annotation of a GenBank genome assembly.